GGAUUGUGAGUGGGUGCGCGAACCCGCAGCUGCACAGCCUCUGGACGUGGGUCCGUCUAGCCUGGGGCUGGUGGUCCCAACGACAACUGUGGCUUCAGGAGGCGCGACAUGCAGAUGCCAAUCAAACUUGUGGGAAAGCAUCAAACGACCCAUGCGUUAGUUUGUCGUUUGUCACAUCUCCUUGAGUCGGCACACAAUGGCCUCGAUGCUAGUCGAUCCGGCACAGCCGCAAGCUUCACUUGUCAGGGUUUUCACCGCAUGGAAGAGUGUGCUUCUUGCCAUUACCAUCGGCAGUGGGAUCGCCCAGCCCUACGAUACAUCCACCACACUGGUCACAAUCGACCGCCCCGCCCCCAGCAAUGAAGCGGCGUGGGAUAUCGCCUCCAAGCUGACUCGCUGGGACGCCAUCUAUUUUGUCCAAACGGCACGCCGAGGCUAUGUCUACGAGCAGGAGCGGGCCUUUGCCGCUGGCCCAUCGUGGUUGAUGGCUCGCAUCGUGCAAGGUUUGAGCCUGAUUGGCCUUGACACAAGCACAGGGACAUUCGAGUCCCUGGCCGGCAUCGCCGUCUCGCAUCUCUCCCACCUUCUCUCCGUGCUCGUGCUGUAUCAGCUCUGUUUGGCCAUCAGCAACCAGAAGAAGCCCUCCUUCACCGCGGCAAUCCUGCACAUCAUUUCACCUGCAGGCCUCUUUCUCUCAGCCCCGUAUGCAGAGAGCGUGUUCUCCUUACUGUCGUUCUUAGGGUACCUCUUCCUUGCCAAAGGUCUCCUGGGAAAUCAAAAACGUAGGCUUGCUCACGACGCAAGCUUGGUCUCUUCUGGUUUGUGGUUCGGCUUUUCUUGCACCUUCCGCAGCAACGGGCUCUUCAGCGGCAUUCCUUUUGCGGUGGCCCUGUUGGUCGAGUUGACCUGCUCACCACCAACAUUGCCCAACAUCAGGCGGCGUUUCGCUCUUGUCCUUGGUGGCCUGGCGAUUGCCGUUGGUUUCAUCGCUCCCCAGUUCUCUGCAUAUCUGAGCUUUUGUGUGCGACCGAGUGGCGAGGCAUUGCGGCCCUGGUGCGAUAAAGCCUUGCCAAGCAUCUACACGUUCGUGCAAGAGCACUACUGGAAUGUUGGGUUCCUCCGUUACUGGGUGCCUGGCAACAUGCCACUGUUCUUGCUGGCUGGCCCCGUCCUGUAUCUCAUGAUCCGGUCCGGCAUCGACACCUUGCAGGCUCCGUCAGGGCUAGCGAGCGCGGCAUCAUCCGACCCAGGAAACAUUCAGGCCGUCUGGCUCGGACGCUCAAUGGCUAUUACACAGUUGCUCAUCGCCGGGCUGGCGAUCACGAAUUUUCACAUCCAGAUCAUCACGAGGAUAGCCUCGGCGUACCCAUUAUGGUAUCUCUGGCUAGCGAACAAGCUCUGCAACGGCAAGACGUCGCGCUUUGGCGGACACGUGGUCAUAUUCAUGAUCUUGUAUGCUACGAUCCAAGGCGCGUUGUUUGCGUCUUUCAUGCCUCCGGCAUGAACACCUUAGACCGGUUUAUCUCAGAACACUAGAUUGGACAAAUCAUUACUAGAUUCCUUGGUGGUUGGACAA
Microdochium trichocladiopsis is the source of this 1576-nucleotide messenger RNA. RefSeq names its product mannosyltransferase. The record is from RefSeq and is a predicted model, not a curated record. Lineage: Eukaryota; Fungi; Ascomycota; Sordariomycetes; Xylariales; Microdochiaceae. The transcript has 3 exons. Gene Ontology annotation, cellular component: mannosyltransferase complex; endoplasmic reticulum membrane. Gene Ontology annotation, molecular function: alpha-1,6-mannosyltransferase activity; GPI mannosyltransferase activity. Bases 197 to 1504 code for a protein of 435 amino acids. Gene Ontology annotation, biological process: GPI anchor biosynthetic process.